This is a messenger RNA of Penaeus monodon (black tiger shrimp), 576 nucleotides long. RefSeq lists its product as uncharacterized. NCBI's taxonomy places the organism in Eukaryota, Metazoa, Arthropoda, Malacostraca, Decapoda, Penaeidae. The record is from RefSeq and is a predicted model, not a curated record.
GCAGUCUGGCAACCUCAAGCAGUGUAGCAGCUUCCAGCAGUCUGGCAACCUCAAGCAGUGUAGCAGCUUCCAGCAGUCUGGCAACCUCAAGCAGUGCAGCAGCUUCCACCAAUCUUGGAAGUUCAAGCAGCUUUGAUUCCACACCUUCAAUCAGUUCAGAAAGCAGUUUGACUAAUCCCAUGAGUUCCAAAUCUCUCAGUUCACAGAGCUUAGAAGUGAAUUCAGCUUCAAGUAGUUUAGGAAUCUCUUGUUCAUUUGCAUCUGUAAGUGCUGACCCAUCAAGCAGUGAAGCAACCAAAAGUAGCCCAACUUUCUCAAGCAGCUUCAUAAUCGUAACUCUUCCAACAACCCAAGUCACCACAAGCAAGCCAGUUCCUGGAAGCAGCUCAGCAGCAACAGGUUCAAAUUCAGGAUAUUCAAGUGGAGAGACAAGUUCUUUGGAAUCCCAAGAGAAGUCACAUAUAGACACUGCACCAAGCUCAAGCAAUUCUCCAAGCAACUUCAACCCAAGUUCAAGCAUUGCUCCAAGCAACUUCAACCCAAGUUCAAGCAACCCUCUGAGUUCAACAACCUCAA